AUGUCAUCAAACAUUCUUGCUUUUAUGUUUCUUUUAUUGCUUAUCUCAAGUCCCAUUCUUGGACAAGCUCCUACAGCAAGAGGCAAAGCUACUACCACUACUGCCACUAGGACUAGAUUUAGGGCUGCUGGAACCACACCUACCGGAGGACCGAAUGCUGCAAAAGGAAGACCUACAGAUGACGCUUCACCUUAA
Dentiscutata heterogama is the source of this 195-nucleotide messenger RNA. Lineage: Eukaryota; Fungi; Glomeromycota; Glomeromycetes; Diversisporales; Gigasporaceae. The record is from the annotation of a GenBank genome assembly.